AUGGCAGAUUCGUCACUCAAUUUGACCGGCUGGGAACUUGAACAGAUCGAGAAAAGCUACCUUGUGCAACGAUCUUGGAUCCAGACAACGGGAAGCGCCCCGGCAACGACUAAGAGCGACCUGGAGCAGCUGCGCCUCGCCGGUGUGGACGUCGCCUGGGACCGCGUGCCCUGCACCGCAGCACUCGUCAUACCGGGCCGCUUGGGUGCCGUGGAACACCAGAACCCAGCACAGGUGCCUCCGUACGUACCGGCGUUUCUGGCUUACAGGGAAGCACCUCUUGUGCGGUCGCUGGUGCUGAGGCACAGACAGGACCUGGAUGUGUUGCUCGUGGACGGGAACGGGAUCCUGCACCCGCGUCGCUUUGGACUAGCGAGCGCUAUCGGCGUUGAGUGCGGUGUUCGCACCAUUGGCGUCGCUAAAACCUAUCACUGGUUUGCGAAUACCCUGCAGGGGCACAGGGCACCAUGUAUACCGGCGUUGGCGGCUCUGGUGGCGUCGCAAAACUCCCCAGUAACUGGCACCUGGCAAGGACGAAUGCUCUACCCGAGCGAGCGAGAUAUCCGGCAUGUCAUGCAAGUGGAACAGUUGACCGUGCUACCGUUGUGUAUGCGCUGGCGACCAUGCGAUGCCAAAGCCAGAGACGCGCUUUCGCAGCGACUCGGGAACGGGAAUCCCGGCGAAUCGUCGCUUUAUGUGGAUGAGGUAUUAGGGGCGGCGGUGCGUACUGGGAAACGGGCAGUGAACCCCAUCUAUGUGUCCAUUGGGCACGGGAUAGACCUCAGUAGAGCAGUGGCGCUCGUGUAUGCGGCUGCGAGGGAGCAUCGACUGCCGGAGCCGCUGCGCAUGGCGGAUCAGCUUGCCAGGGGAACACUUGCAUCCAGCGAGGCAAGCUCGCAGCCGCCAAAGCUAGAGAUAUCCUCAAGCUUUUGGUAUCUGGAAGGAAACCCGCACGCUCAAAGGCAGCGAUCACCUGAUGAAUCGUACUCGAGUUGA
Cyanidioschyzon merolae strain 10D is the source of this 996-nucleotide messenger RNA. RefSeq names its product similar to endonuclease. Bases 1 to 996 code for a protein of 331 amino acids. The record is from RefSeq and is a predicted model, not a curated record. Gene Ontology annotation, biological process: DNA repair. The transcript has a single exon. Gene Ontology annotation, molecular function: RNA endonuclease activity producing 5'-phosphomonoesters, hydrolytic mechanism; single-stranded RNA binding. Lineage: Eukaryota; Rhodophyta; Bangiophyceae; Cyanidiales; Cyanidiaceae.